Messenger RNA from Vigna umbellata (rice bean), 309 nucleotides. The record is from RefSeq and is a predicted model, not a curated record. Lineage: Eukaryota; Viridiplantae; Streptophyta; Magnoliopsida; Fabales; Fabaceae.
AUGGAGCAUAAAGCUUUGUGGGCUCUUAAAUUUAUGAAUUUUGAUCCUUCUAAAACUCAAAACAAGCGUAAAAGGCAAAUGUUGGAGCUUGAGGAGAUGCGAUUGAAGCUUUUUCCUAGAAAGUUGAAGUCAAAUUGGUCAGGACCAUUCAUAGUGAAAAGUAUGCGUACACAUGGAGAAAUUGAAUUGGUUGAUCCAUCUGCUAGUGAUCAACAGAGAAGCUGGGUGGUGAAUGGUCAACGUCUCAAGCUUUAUCUGGAAGGAGAAGUAGAGCGGUUGUCCAUAGUGAUGAAGUUGGUUGAUCCUUGA